This is a messenger RNA of Seriola dumerili (greater amberjack), 3223 nucleotides long. It is a transcript of the gene mgarpa, whose product is annotated as fibrous sheath CABYR-binding protein-like. Gene Ontology annotation, cellular component: mitochondrion. The record is from RefSeq and is a predicted model, not a curated record. Gene Ontology annotation, biological process: anterograde axonal transport. The coding region runs from base 122 to 1828 and encodes 568 amino acids. The transcript has 8 exons. NCBI's taxonomy places the organism in Eukaryota, Metazoa, Chordata, Actinopteri, Carangiformes, Carangidae.
GUAAGCGAGGGCAGGUCCGUCCUCCGCCUCCUCGCACGCUUCUCUGAGCAGGGUAGAGCAGCCAUUCAUCCAGCAUUUGCUGAAGCUGCAGCAUUUCCACAGGAGCACUUGGAGAGCAGCAAUGUUUUCCUGCAGAGUGGCUUGGCAGAGGUGUGGGCCUCUGGCACGGAGAGCAGCCUACAGGUUGCCUCGGGAGGUUGUGCAGCGGCGGCAGAUGUCUUCACUUCCUGGUGGUUCAGGGGAGAACAUAGUCUACACCCUGCUGUGUGGUGGAGCCUUCGUUGGUGCUGUGUCAUAUGCAUACAUCACCGUGUCCACAGACAGCGCCAGGUACAACGAGCGUGUUGCACAAAUCAGGGCCAGACCCAAGACAGAGUGGGUACCUAAACCAUGGCCACCAAAGAGUAAGGAUGAUGAAGAGGGUACAGAGGAGGAGGAGGGGGCGGCAGCAGCUGAGGGAGAGGAGGAGGCUGCAGCUGCUGACGGCGAGGCAGAAACGGUUGUGGAGGCAGUUGCCGAGGUAGUCGGUGAGGCUGCUGAAGUCGUUGUUGAGGCGGCGGAGGGCGUCGCCGAGGUUGCGCAGGAAGUGGAGAAAGUUGCAGAAGAAAUCGCCCAAGUGGCUGAAACGGUCGAGGAGGCCGCCCAAGCUGUCGCAGAACCGGCCGUCGUUCCUGCUGAGGACCCCGAAAGCAACGUGCUGCUGGCAGCUGCCUCUACCCUAGAGGUACCGAAGGAAGAGUUUGCAUCUGCUGACAUUAAGGUUGCGCCUAAGGAAGAGUUCCCAGCACCAGAAGAAGGAAAGCCUGUAGAAGAAAUUGCUCCACUAGAGGAGGCCCUUGCAUCAGUAGAGGCUGCACCAGUGGUAGAAGAGGCCCCCACAGCUGUGGAGGCUACACCAGUGGUUGAAGAGGCCCCCGCAGCAGUGGAGGCUGCACCAGUGGUUGAAGAGGCCCCUGCACCAGUGGUUGAGGAGGCCCCUGCACCAGUGGUUGAAGAGGCCCCUGCAGCAGUGGAGGCUGCACCAGUGGUUGAAGAGGCCCCUACACCAGUGGUUGAGGAGGCUGCACCAGUGGUUAAAGAGGCCCCCGCAGCAGUGGAGGCUGCACCAGUGGUUGAAGAGGCCCCCGCAGCAGAAGAGGCUGCACCAGUGGUUGAAGAGGCCCCUGCAGCAGUGGAGGCUGCACCAGUGGUUGAAGAAGCCCCCGCAACAGUGGUUGAAGAGGCCCCCGCAGCAGUGGAGGCUGCACCUGUGGUUGAAGAGGCCACCGUAGCAGUGGAGGCUGCACCAGUGGUUGAAGAGGCCCCUGCAGCAGUGGAGGCUGCACCAGUGGUUGAAGAAGCCCCCGCAACAGUGGUUGAAGAGGCCCCCGUAGCAGUGGAGGCUGCACCUGUGGUUGAAGAGGCCCCCGCAGCAGUGGAGACUGCACCAGUGGUUGAAGAGGCCCCCACAACAGUAGAGGCUGCACCAGUGGUUGAAGAGGUCCCCGCAGCAGUGGAGGAUGCAACAGUGGUUGAAGAAGCCCCCGCAGCAGUAGAGGCUGCACCAGUGGUUGAAGAGGCCCCCGCAGCAGUGGAGGAUGCACCAGUGGUUGAAGAAGCCCCUGCAGCAGUUGUUGAGGCUUCAGCACCAGUAGAUGUUGCACAGGUGGUGGAAGAUCCCAAGAGAGAGUACAUUGUUGUUGUUUUGGAAGGAACACCUAAAGCAGAAAAGAGGCCUAAGGUGCUGGGAGUGGGGCCCAUGACUGGUAGAAUCAUCCCAUCUCCAGAUGAUGACGAUGCCCCUGCUUCUGAGGGUAGGCGACGUCUUCUUAGGAUGCAAAUGCAGUAGUUCCAACAAAGUAAACAGCUCCUGAAUGAUGACUUUAUGUCCUGAGGAAGAAGAGGAUGUGCCUUUUCCAACACUUUCCCUUCCUCCUUUCAUCCUGAAACACAACGGACUGAUGUGUAGUUUCACUCUGAAGACACUCAAAUGUACAAUAUAACUGUCAUCCCACAGUGUUAGCAUUGGCCCAUAUAGCCCAUUCCUGUGACACUCCACAUUGACUUACAUGUCUUGUCUCUGUAGACCCUGAUGAACCCAGUGUGUAGUUCAACAGAGCUCUCCUUUAUCUUCUGUAAAGUCUAAUCUGUUUAAAGAUGUGAACAAAACUGAGCCAUUCACCUAUUUUUACCUGUUGGUUUACGCCUCAAACAUCACUCCAGUAGAACAACUUAAUACCACCACAUCCUGUUAGCCUAAUCACUGCCCAGCCGCUUGUGAUGUGAACCUACAGUAUUAUCUUUUCAAGCGAGGGGUGGUGUUAAAUCACCAGCAUUCUUUACAUUACCUGACUUCAGGUCUACCUUCUGUUUCUGUUGGUUUGAAAAUGAUCUGCUGGAAACACCGGCUGUAGAGCAUGUGUACAGUAGCUCUUGUGCUACCUCAGUUUUCCUCAUGUUUCCAGUCUCUGACACUACGACCUCACUAGUUUUUCAGCCGCUACCUUCAAUAAGCACAUUCUUCUUUUUCAGAGGCUGUGAUUUAAUCAGCACAACAACUAAUCCUGGAAAACUGCUUCUGCACAGCUCCCAUUGGGUUAAAACUCUGAAGAGUGUUUAAAAAGUACAACACAGUUGGGACCUUGGUGAUCAGGCCGUGGUCACUUUGAUCGUUUCAGCCCAUAGAGCAAAACAACCACUGUUUGUUCCUCCAUAGUUCUGGUAGAUGAAUACACAGUAAAUGUACAAAACAUUGGGAACCACCCUCCUGUUAUAAUCCUAUCUUAAGAGCUUUUCUUGUGUUGUUCUAGCGGUCAGACCUGUGUGGAUGUGAUUUAAGGGCUUGCAGCAAGUAUGAACAGUCAUGAUACUGAUGUUGGUAUGACAUGAAGUUUGUGUGUGUGGAAAUUGAAGUAUGUCUGAAAGAAAGUCACCAGUGUGAAUUGCUUUGACAGCUCUGUUGUAGUCUGUUGGUUUCCUCUUUCACAUUUUCUCACCUCAGCUAUUGAAUUUCUGAUUUUCUUAGUUUGGCAUACAGUAUUUGAAACAGAUGUGAGAUCAUUGAAGAAAGAAUUGAACUUCAGUGUUAGUAUACUGUAUAUUUCAAAAUGGAAAUUGGAUUUAGAAUGUUCUAUUUCCUUCCAAUAGGAUGUGAGUGGAUCCCUUUGAGCGAAGGGGCAGCAACUGUUACUGUGAGACAUUACUGUUUUUCUUGUUUUGCAAAAUAAAGAGGGAUUAAAGGUUU